Messenger RNA from Sinocyclocheilus anshuiensis, 802 nucleotides. RefSeq names its product RING finger protein 224-like. The transcript has 3 exons. Lineage: Eukaryota; Metazoa; Chordata; Actinopteri; Cypriniformes; Cyprinidae. Bases 40 to 612 code for a protein of 190 amino acids. The record is from RefSeq and is a predicted model, not a curated record.
UAAAAUGUUGACAAAAGUCGGACUUUUGGUACAUUAAACAUGGAUGGAACUGCAAGUGGAACGGCAGAACCUCAAGAGACCGACGGCACACAGAAUAGACACAAGGAUGAAGUGGACAGGGUCUCGGAUGAGGAUGGGCCUGUGUCUGAGGCUCCUGUGGAAGGGGACGUGGAGGCUGGAGCACAAAACUCCAGAGACAGCCUCAAACUGGACUGCAUCAUCUGCUACAGUGCGUAUAAUCGGGGAGAGAGACUCCCCCGCAAACUCUACUGUGGUCACACGUUUUGCCAGGCCUGUCUGAAGCGGCUGGACACCCUCAUCAAUGAGCAGAUGUGGAUCCCCUGUCCACAGUGCCGGCAGAACACUCCUCUACCUCGCGGGGGCGCCACUGGUCUAGACCUAGACCUGGCAGCUUUUCUGGGUGUUAAAGCUGAAGUGGAAAACCAGCGAACCUACAGCCAGAAAGCACCGCUGGAGACCAAGCCCUCCUUUAUAAAGCAGCCAAUCACAGAUCAGCCACCCUCAGCAUGGGCCAAUGUGGCAGUGGCAGAGCAUCGCUUCCACAGAAGCCCUUGUUGCAAACACUGCUUGCUCUGCUGCUGGUGGUGUUAGAUUCACGUACAUUACGUACAAAAACAUUUUACAGUGGAUAUCCCACUGUCUGGAAACCACAGUAUCCUUUACAGAAUUACCUGGGACAAUAAAAUACAUUUUAUUUGGAUACCCAGUGGAUCAGUAAAUGUCAAAUUCUGCAAAACUCAGUGAUCAAAAUGGAAUAGGAUACAUGGACAUGAGAGACAAU